ACCAAAGAAAACAAGCAUAAAGUCAUUUCUUUUUUAUAGAAGAAAUGGGUAUUAUGGAUAUGGCUUUGUUUGGUGUACUUUUAGUUAAUGCCCUUCUUCUGGUUGAUGCCUCCAGAAAUAUGCCAUUUGCUUACCAAAGUCAAUUGCAAAGACAUUGUAGCACAACAAAGUACACUUCACUUUGUGUCCAAACCUUACAAGAGUUUGGACAUGGAUCUCUUCAAGGUCUCGACUUUGUGUCUUUCCUUGUCAACAGAACUAUCUCUGACUCCGAUCUGCUAAUUCCUCCCCUCUCCUCUUCGAUGGGUUCCUCCAAACUUGUUUCUCUGGAAGAUUCCACAUAUAAUUUGCCUUCGGCUUCGAUCUCAGAUUUAUGUGAACGGCUCAUGAAGAUGUCUACAAGACGACUUGGGCAAGCCAUGGAAGCUCUCAACGGCUCAUCCAGAAAGCGUCACAACAAACACGACGUCAAAACAUGGCUCUCCGCCGCCAUGACUUUCCAACAAUCAUGCAAAGACUCCAUCCUCGAUUCCCGUGAAACCUCUUCCUCCUCCUCCGUGACCGUUAGCCACAUAACACAGAAAAUGGAUCACCUCUCUCGGCUCGUCAGCAACUCCUUAGCCCUCCUCGACACACUCAUGGAGAAUCCAAAGCCAAAUUCAAAGCCAACCGUUCUUCCCCGGUGGGUCUCCGCCGGAGAACGCAGACUUCUAGCAGGCCGCACGUCUAGAAGAAGAGCACACGUGGUAGUCGCCAAAGACGGAUCCGGAGAUUACCGGACCGUGAUGGAGGCUGUCACAGCUGCCAACGGAAAUGGCAGGUUCGUAAUUUACGUGAAAAGAGGGAUUUACAAAGAGAAAGUACGUAUCGAGAAAGAUGAGAUCACUCUGAUCGGUGAAGGCAAAGACCGGACGGUUAUUGUCGGCGAUGACAGUGUCGCCGGAGGAACUUCCGUGCCAGAAACCGCUACAAUGACGGUUACGGGUGACGAAUUCAUCGGACGAGAUAUCGGAAUCAAGAACACGGCAGGGCCAAGAGGAAAACAAGCCAUAGCAUUAAGCAUCACAUCAGACCGGUCGGUGUUAUAUAGAUGUAGCAUCUCUGGUUAUCAAGACACACUCUACGCAGCUGCUCUGCGUCAGUUCUAUAGAGAAUGCGAUAUUUAUGGAACCAUAGAUUUCAUUUUCGGAAACGCGGCUGCGGUUUUCCAAAGCUGCAACAUAUUCUUGCGUCGCCCUAGUGAUAUCAGGGCCUAUAAUGUGAUUCUUGCAAACGGGAGGACGGACCAGCGUCAAAAUACCGGAUUUGCCCUUCAUAGUUGUAGGAUCCAUACGGAUUUGGAAUUUUCGGCCGUGAAAGAUAUGUAUAGCUCCUACUUAGGAAGGCCGUGGAAGAUGUAUUCGAGGUCUAUAGUGAUGGAAACGUAUAUCGGCGAUGCGAUCGCGGAGGAAGGAUGGGCCGGGUGGUUAAACUCCGGUGAGGAAGUACUAAAGACAUUGUACUUUGGGGAGUUCAAGAAUUAUGGUCCUAAAGCUAGAGUUUCCAAGAGAGUGACGUGGCAAGGGUUUCACUUGAUUGGGUUCGAAGAGGCAAGUUAUUUUAGCGUUGGUAAAUUUCUUGAUGGAGUUUCUUGGUUGCCCUCUACGGGAAUUAGUUUCGCUUCGGGUAUUUAGCUAUACGACUAAGAUACAUAUAUCGAAUGUAAAUUCAGUUUUAUAUGGUCAACAAAAUGCGAUGGUCAUGUGACAUUUGAAAUUAACCCGGUCACUAUAAGUCUACAACUGAGUAGAUGAUAUUAUCGAUAAGUGGUUUUGGAGGA
Eutrema salsugineum is the source of this 1819-nucleotide messenger RNA. RefSeq names its product probable pectinesterase/pectinesterase inhibitor 54. The record is from RefSeq and is a predicted model, not a curated record. Gene Ontology annotation, biological process: cell wall modification. The coding region runs from base 45 to 1673 and encodes 542 amino acids. Gene Ontology annotation, molecular function: pectinesterase activity; pectinesterase inhibitor activity. Lineage: Eukaryota; Viridiplantae; Streptophyta; Magnoliopsida; Brassicales; Brassicaceae. The transcript has 3 exons.